GCUGCACGGCCUCCUCAUGCCGGGCAAUGCAUCAGCGAUCGCCACGUGGGCCGAGCGGCAGCGUGCGCAGGAAGAUGGAGGAGCAAUUCGGCUUCGAGCACGCCAGUGCCCUGGUCUUCGCGAGCGGCAUGCCCAACCAGAUGCUGACCAACGCGCUCAAUAGGCACAAUCUGGCAGUGAGCAUUCUGCAGCAAGACCUCCUCAAAAACGCUGUGGCCAUGGUGGGUCAGAAGUAUCAUGGCCGACAGAUGGAGGCGGUGGCUGCGCAGAUGAACGGUGUGGGGAAGACGCAUUACAUCAAGCGGGAGAUCCAUCGGCUCCAGGCAGAUCACAAUGGCAAGCCCUUGCUGCACCACGUGGAGAUCCGGGAGACCACGGACAUCUCGGCCCUGGUGUCCAAUUUGCUGAGCGAUCCGACAGAUACCGCGUAUCCCACGGCCGUGCACAUCGACCUGGCACAUAUCCUGCCAUCGCAUGUGGACACCCUGCUGUUCGAACUGCUGAUCGUGGGAAUGCUUCGUGAUACGCACCUUUGCAAAGUCUACCACCGAAGGGCCAAGAAAGAUUUCUUCUUCAUCGAGAUUCCCAACACUCCAGGGGAGAGCACCGCCAAGCAGCUCUCCUUCUGCCUGAUUUUGCCACGACAGUUCUUGACCAUGAGCGCCGACCGGCUGGACGAAGAGAUGCCCGUGAUCAAGGAGGUGGAUGGUGCGCCAUUGAUUUCCUUCGUGAAGAACGAUCUCUUGGAACUGGUUGGAAAGACCUUGGAAGCCAUGAGGAAGGAAGCCUUCAACCCAAAGUCCAGGCACUUCGAUGUGCAGUGGACCGGGGCCAAGGCAAAGCCCAUUGAUCUCAUCCGAACCUACGAGCUCUUGGAAGAGGUGUGUAGCUCCGAGACCUCGCCGCCCUCGUUCCUAGUCUUCAUGAACUUGGUGAAGUUCUUGGGCCAUCUCAUCAAGAGUGCCGAGGAGUGGAAUAUGAUGAACCUGGCACUGCUGCAAAACUUUGAUCCAGGUCUGAAGCAUUUCAAGCACUGCUUCUUCCGCUUGCUCAUCGAAACUUCCCGAGACUUUGCCCUGCGACAAGUCCCCAAGGCCAUGGACAUGACGACGCCCUCGAUCCUGGCGCCGCCGCCCAUGGCGCCGGGCCUGGGGCGCGGCACCAGCCGAGGCUCCGAUCCGACGAUGCCUCCGGAGCUCCUGCGGAACCUGAGCGGCAUGAGCGGCGGGGCGCCCUCCUUGACCCGCCGGGGAGCCAAGCGAGCGCGACGCGAGCGGAGAGAGCGAAGAGAGCGAAGAGUGGGGGAGGCGCGACGCGGCGAAGCCGCUGGUGAUGUGAAGAGGGAUGAGGCAAGACCAGUGGCCAGAACAAGCAUCCUGGCCUGGUCCGGGCCAGCAGCCGGGCGCAGCAGGAACUUGCUGCACAGAAUGAGGAUCGAUGCCUCGGCGUACGUGGCACGCUUCGAUCAGAUGCCCAGCUGGGAGAGCUGUAUCCAUCCCGUGGCCAACUUCAAGAAGAACGACCGAGGACUUGGCGAGAUCCGGUUUCGCUCGCGGUUUUCGCUCGCGGAGGAGAUCCGGUGGAUCGCGGUUGAGCGAUCCGGUGGACGUCCCAGCUAUGAAGAUGCCUAUGCGAUCACCUCGGAAGAUCGUACCGUGUACUUUUGGGUCUUUGAUGGACAUCGGGGUGGCUGUGCCAGUCGCUUCGCCUUCCAAACCGUGGACCAGCGGCUGCGGGAGCACUGCCGGUCUCGCGCCAAGUCGGACCGUGCCGGCAGCACGGCGGUGGGGGCGCUCGUGGUGCACGAGGACGACGGCAGCUUCUCGGCGAAGCUGGUGAAUUGCGGUGACUCGCGGUGCGUGGUGAUCCACGCGCCGGAGGAGAUGCGUGAGGGACGUGGAGGGAAGAAGAUCGAGGUGAAGUUGCCGGAGUCUUUGAAGUCCUUUCGUGAAGCCAGUGGUGAAGACUGGUCCAAGGAUGCAUCAUGGCUUCCUGAAUGGCCGGCAGUAGUGGAGACUAUCGAUCACAAGCCAAGCAUGUGGUUUGAGCGAGCACGGAUUGAAGCGGCUGGAGGGACAGUAGUGUGUGGGCGGACAGCACGGCUGGAUGGCAACCUCGCUGUCAGUCGUAGUCUUGGUGACUUUGAUUUCAAGAAGGAGAAGCGGCCGGCGGCGGAGCAGAAGGUCUCCUGCCUGCCGGACAUCUAUGAGGUGACAGGUUUGCAAGAAGGAAGUCUCCUGUUGCUUGCAUGCGAUGGUCUGUGGGACACCAUGUCGACAGAGGAGGCGGCACAAUUCGUACAUGAGCGGCUCCAAAGUAAUCCAUCCAUGGAGCUUGCUGACAUUGCACAAGAGCUCAUUGACUGCAGCCUGGUAGAAACACGGGACAAUGUAACCGUGUUGCUGGCACAGCUGGGUCAACCUGACCUGAGUGAGGUCGACAACCUCAUCAAACUGAUGAGCAUUCAACAGCGCUUGAAGUAUGGCCUGCCAGUGAUCCUCAUGGGUGAGACGGGCUGUGGUAAGACAGCCUUGGUGAAGUUCCUGGCGGAGACCUUGGAUUUCAAGCUGUGCACGUUGGACAUCCACGGUGGCAUUACGGACGCCAGUAUCAUUGCCUUCUUGGAAGACGCCAUCCAACAAGCGGACCACGAACGUGGAGCCGGGGCCACCGAGAAACGUCCAACGCGAGAGAGGAAGCGAGUGAGGGAGGUCUUGGUCUUCUUCGAUGAGAUCAACGCGGCGAACUGCAUGGCACUCUUUAAGACGAUCAUCAUCGACCGGAUGUACGGCAACAAAUAUAUCCCUGAGAACGUUCGCAUCAUCUCAUGCUGCAACCCCUACCGCAAGCGUCGUAACAAGGAGUUGGAAGACGUGGCCCUGGUCUACAAUGCCGCAGCAGGUGAUGCUGCCACCGGCAUCUCAGAUCCCAUGAAGGAGUUGGUCUACCGGGUCCAUCCGCUCCCCGAGAGUCUCAUCGACGUGGUCUCGGACUUUGGCUCCCUCUCCGAAGCCUCCGAGGAGAUCUACAUCAAGGCCAUCUUGAAGAAGGACCAACACCGGUCCACCGCUCAACCCGAGCUCCCGCGCAAGGAUGGGGCACCCGCCGAGCAGGCUGCGCCAGCGGAGUCUUCGGAUGAAUACGAGGUGUUCAUCAACGCCUUCUGCGAGCUGCUCUGCCAGUCCCAGAACUAUGUGCGUGAGGUGAACGAAGGCGAGCGCAGCGUGGUCUCCAUGCGCGACAUCGGCCGGGCGGCGCGUGUCUUCAAGUGGUUCUUGACCUCCUACAGUCGACUGCACGGUGAGAGUGCUUCUGCAGCGGUGCGCGACGACAAGGACGGCACGUUGAAGAUCGACGUCUGCAUCAAGCUGCGGGAGCAUCUCAGGAGAGCUUUGGUCCUGACCAUGGGCUAUUGCUAUCACUCCAGACUGAACCGCAACCAGCGCUGGGGCUACCGCAAGAGGCUGUGUGAGACCUGGGAACGUUUGAGGAGCAAGGACGAUGAUGCGAUGGUGUGGCUGCAAUUGGCGGAUGCCAAUGAGCUCAACAAGAUGCUCAUCGACACCUCCUACGAAUUCGUGUCGCAGAUGGACCUGGGCGAAGGCAUUGCCUUGAAUGAAGCUUUGCGCGAGAACCUCUUCAUGUUACUGGUGAGUGUCAUGAACCAGAUCCCCAUCUUGCUGAUUGGAAAGCCCGGAUGCUCCAAAAGUCUGGCGAUGGGCGUCUUGCAGAACAAUCUCAACGGAGAGGUGUCCAGCCGAGACUUCUUCAAAUCGAUGCCCGCCGUGGACGUCUUCGCCUACCAGUGCUCGCCGCUGUCGACGCCGGAUGCCAUUUUGAAUGCCUUCCACUCGGCUCGGCAGUCCAAUCUCGGCCACAAGAGCACCAUCGUCUGCGUGCUGUUGGAUGAGGUGGGCUUGGCGGAGGAAUCGCCUCAUUUACCUUUGAAGGUACUUCACAAAGAGCUUGAGGACCUUCGUGGUAUUGCGUGCGUGGGCAUCUCCAACUGGGCGUUGGAUGCGGCGAAGAUGAGCCGCUGCGUGACGCUGUACCGGCCGCCGCCCACGGUGGAGGACUUGAGUGUCACUGCGGAGGGUAUGGUGCAAUCGGCCAAUCUCAAAGCUUAUUUGCGAGCCCUUUCCGAAGCCUUUGCGGAGAUCUACAAGCGACAGAAGCGUGCUGACUUCUGGGGUAUGCGUGAGUUCUACAGCACGGUGCGGGUGAUCAACGCGGAGCUCAAGAUCCGCGCGGCCGAAGGCCUCGAAGCGGUGCUGGAGCCGAAGGUUUUGAUGAAGACGGUCCAACGAAAUUUCGGCGGUCAACCAGAAGAUGAGCUGGAGGCCUGCAUCGAAGAGUUCUUCGAACGCACCGGAAUGGACUUCAUGGACGUCACACGUCUCACCACUCCUGAGCUGAUCCAGCAGAACCUAGGGGAGCCGGAUGCCAGGCACCUCAUGUUGUUGACCAAGAACAACGCGGCCCUGCGGCUGCUCUUCGAGGGUGGUUUGUUGGACCACAGCCGUGCAGAGGUCAUGUUUGGAAGCACCUUCCCCAAUGACCUCAGCGACAUGUUCGUGGCCAUGAACCUCCAGCGUAUCAAGAGCUUCAUGCAACAGCCAAUCUCCCUGGUGAUGGUGCACUGCGAUUCUCUCUACGAAUCUUUGUACGACCUGCUGAACCAGCACUACAUGGAGUAUGCGGGCCAGCGAUAUGUGCGUAUUGCGCAUGGUUCCAAAGCCAAACAGUGCCCCAUCCACAAGCUCUUCCGCGUGAUCGUGGUCACUGAACUGAGCGAUGCCUAUUUCCGCCUGGCGCCCCCCCUGUUGAACCGCUUCGAGAAGCAAAUCUUCCUGCGCAAGGACUUGAUGACGAAAUCGGACGAAGCGCUGCUGGCCAGAGUGGGGAAGUUCUGGCAGACCCUCAACGAGCUCAUGAAUGCCGGCAAGAGCGUGAAGGACGACGACGCCCUGGAGGAGGCGACGCAGCGGCCCGGCACGAUGCUCAACACCGCGUCGCACCGGCCCAUCGCAGGCUAUCACCCCGAGUUGUUGAGCUCUUUGGUCUUCACCUUGCGCAAGAGCCACACGACCAAAUCCUUGGAUGAGUUGGUGGAGAUCGCCAAGCGCGCCGUGACCUGGGUCCUCACUCCGGAAGCGGUGUGCAUCACAGCAGCCACCCUGCAGCCCAAGGAGAUGCAGAUGAAAUUUGGCUUUGACAUCGUGAGCGAAUACUUCGAACAACAGAGGCACUCGGAUCUGCCAUCCUUUGCGGAGAUGACCGUGCAGAACAAGGAGUUCUGGUGCGACGAGUAUGGUGGCCAGACCAUGGUCAUGACCUACAGCCCUAUCCGUGGCAAGGUGGGCGCUGAGUUGGGCAAGGUUGAAGGCCUGGUGGCACGGGCAGAGGUCUCCUUGCAUGAGCUCUCCUCCUCCACCGACAUCGAAAAGGCCGUGCACGACUUUUACAACUUGACCGAUGCCUCGGGCGCGAAGAACUUCUUGAUCAUCCACGCGGACCCGGUCGCGGCCUCGGUUCGGAUGAUCGAGCACUGCCGCUUCGUGUGCGAGAAGGCACGCAACAGCUUCUGCCAAAAGGGCAAAGGCGUGGAGGGCAGCAUGUUUGUGGUCCUGGUGGUUCACCUUCAACGAGGCUACGACGGGAAGUUCUCCUUCGACUUCGAUUCCCAGUGGUCGGCGGUCUUCUUGGAUUCCGUGGAGCCGUCCGCCGACUUGAGCUCCAUGCCGUCGUUGGGAGCCAUGUUGAACAUGCCCCUCAUCGAUGUGGUGGAAGGUUUGGAGUUCCCCAAGUUGCUACGCAGCUGCUUCCGAUCCUCGCUGUCACGGCUCAUGUAUCCACACUCCCGUCGGCCUGGGGAUUUGCAGAAGCAGAUCCAGCUGAUGUUGAAAUACAUCGAAGAUGUGGACUUUGUCAAGAUGGUGCGAGAUUGGGUGCUGCAUAUCUUGCGGAACACGCCCAAGAACCUGGCAAACCCGUCGGAGGGCUCCGUUGGUGAUGACAGGCACUGGUUCGCUGCGAUCGCCUCUGCCGCGCAGGAGCUUGCCUUGGCGGGCACCUUCCGAGCGGCCUUGCACGGCCGCGUGGUGGUCUUGGUGGGGUCGCUCCUGUCAGCGCUGCUGGCACAUCUGGAACGCAACUCUGGAUUGGAACUCUUGGACAUUCCCAGCAAGCGGGAUCAUUGGCUGAAGCUUUCGACUGCCUCUUUGCUGUCACCCUUGAGCGUCCGCUUGCAGAACGAGGCGGUGAGUGCGCUCUCGGAGUCGGCGACGGCGCAGCACGAGGUGGGCACCGAUGCCUACACCACCGCCCGACCAUUCCAGGGACGCUUCCCAGCGAGUUGGUUCAUCUCAAAGGUGGUGGACGGCUAUCGUCACGUCAUCGAGCAGAACGAAGCCACUGAACAGCUGGCGGCACUGCAAUCCCAAUAUCAGCUGAGUAAGCUGGCAGAAAUUGGCAUCCAGCCAGAGAUGGAGCCGCCCAUGCUGGAGGAUUACAUGGCGGAUUUCACGGCGAUGCAUUUGGAUUGGACGGAGCGCAUAGGUCGAGGUGAUCAGCUACGGAUCUUGAAGAAGACCUUGACCCGGCUGCGGCAGAAACCGUUGACCUCGAUCCUGGAGGUGCACCAGCUCUUCUGGCGCCUGGAAAAGGAGUUGGCCUUCUCCGUGGGUCUGCUGAACGCGGUGCCUGCAGCUGUUCCAGAAGCUGAGCAUUUGAUUGAGACCGCCGAGUUGAACUCCUUGUACUACGACUUGUUGCUGCUGGUGCACGAGACCUUGGCCAAGGAGCUCUCAGAGCUCUCCGCUUUGCCCAGCGAGAAGAGCCAAAACCUCUAUCGCGAGUGGCUCAUGCGCAAGCUGGUGGUCGCGGGUCUCACCAAGGUGCCCGUUGGUGAGCGCUUCAAGCCGGACGUGAAGAAGACGAAGAUUGCGAAGCUGAAGUCCAAUACCGAGCCACGAAUUGAAACUUUGGCCUUGGUCCUUCAGCAUGUGGCUUACCCGUUGGAGCUGCCUUGUGAGGUUGUGAGGGACUUCGCCAAGGAAUUGCCCAAGGAGGGAAGGUUCCGUCGCCAGGAGAAGAUCCGUUACUCUGGAACCUUGUUGGCCAUGCUCAACUUUGGACAGGUCGUAGUGAACCACUUGCCAUCCAAGAAGGACACGUGUUUGCAACAGCUGAGCUCCUUCAUCGAGAGCUGGUUCCUGGACGUUUGCCUCCUCAACGCAGAGGCGAUGAACGACCUGGAAUCCGCAAGCCUUCGACUGGUCUGCAGUGUUGCAGCAGGCUUGCCAACGCUUCGAGCCUUAUCGGUGUCUGGCAUCGCCACCGGGAGCCUUGAGGGGUGGUGUGAGAACAUGGACUCAGGCAUCGCGCAGUUGUCGGAAGGGCUCUAUGUGCCGCGCUCCAGCUGCCUCAACUUGGCACUGCUGCGGAAGCUCAUCGUCUCCUCCAGCGGCGAAGCCAAGGCGAGUGCGACUAAGCACAUCGAGGAUUUGCUGAAAGUGGUGGCUGGUCAUGAGAAGCACAACGACACGCUCUUCGCCACGCGCUAUGCCAUUCUCCAGGAGGAAGACAAAGAAGCUGACCAUGGGAAGUGUAUCUAUGAGGAGCCCGAGGAGUGGCCAGAUCUGAAGCUGGAAGAUAUCUUCGGGGACGAUGUGAAGAAAGACACGGCCAAGAUGCUGCAGCUCGUGGGGAAGUGCCGUUGCAUCCUCUCGAUGUAUGCUCAGCUUCUGGUGCAAGAUCCCGUGGACACCGAUCUGCACGCGCGAGCCGAGCCCAAGGUGGAUGGCUUGCUACAGACGGAUAAGCUGGAGUUCCGCUCCGUCUGCCGAUCCAUGCGCCUUUACUUGCUGAAGUGCAUGGAACGCGCGCGCGGGCUUUCCUUCGUGCGUUCGCUGCUGGCGGAGCCGCCGCUGUCGGACACCGCCUGGGUGCAGAAGUGGCGGGAUUUGCACGAUAUCGACUUCGAGAAGUUCAUCGGCGCAGCGCUGGUGCCGAAGUGGAAUCCCUUCCUUGGGGACUCCCAGGACUUGGCGGAGUACAACGAUGCCAUGAAGGCUGUGGUGGAGCUCAUGACAACCACCUCCACCGCCAAGCUUGAGAAGUACGCGCAGGACCUCGCGCACCUGCCCGAGGAGAAACGCCGCCGCGGCAUCGGAGGCCUCCUGCUGGCUGUUUGCCAAGAGCCAGGUUUGCUGGCCGCGCUGGAGGAGCCGCAUCAUAGGCCUCCCUGGCGGCCUAAGCUCUCGGAGUGGCUGAAGAGCAGCCAAGACCUCAAGGUCUCCGACAAGGAGCGCAUGUUGCUACGCAUCUUCUCGGGCGACGAUGAGCCCAUCAAUGAGCUACCAGAGACAGAGCAGACGUUCUUGAAGACCUUCGUGACCUACGGCGGCCGCAAGAUGGACGACUUGUUGAGGUGGCGCGUGCUGGCGCAUUUAGCUGCGGUGCUGAUUGCAGCGCCUGAGACCUCAUUGCUUCACAGCCUCCGGAUCAUGAUGCUGGAGCCUGAGAAGCUGACCAAGGAUCACCCGCCCUUCUUGCCGGCGAUGGAUGAAGAUAUCAGGAGCAGAGUGCUGAAGGCGCUGGUGGAGAGAGGUGAGAACAUUUGGAAGUUCAAGAGCCAUUGGUGGAAAUGCUCCUGUGGCUUCACCUUCUUCAUCGGUGAGUGCGGCCGUCCCAUGGAAGUGGCCAAAUGCCCUGGAUGCAGCCUCAAGAUCGGCGGAAGGGACCACAACCAGACGGAGCACACCUUUCAGGAUGACGAGAGCGAUCGUUCCCCUUGGGGCUAUGUGCUACCCAUCGCUGAGAAGGACGAGAAGCACGUCUCCUUCCGAGAGGUGCAGAGCAGCUCGGCGCGCGCCAUCCGCUUGAUGCUCCAUGGCACCAUGUACUUGGGCAUCAUUGCUGCUGCGAAGCCGAAGAUGCCGCGACCUUACACCUCUCUGCAGAACGAGUCCAUGUGCACUCUGAAGGAUUUGCCCGAGUCGGAAUAUAUCGGCAACCACUUCCACAACGACUGGAAGUCCAUGGUGGAAAUCCUCAGCAGCAACACGGAGGAUCUGGCGGUUGGACUCCACAACCUGUUCCUGAAAAUGAGCGAAGAUGGAAAAGAUGAACCCUUGAAACCGACGGAAAUGGGAUCGAAAGCCAGCUGGGGCGUUUUGACCCUGCUGCAACGAAAUUCCUGGGAAGAGACCAUCGAAUCCAAAUACCUGAAAGGCUUGAUCAAGAACCUCGACGAAUCCCUCCAGGACCUCUACAAGAAGUGGGGUGGCGAUCAAGAGGACGGGAAGUUCGUGGCCGAGCUCAAAGAAGCCGCCGACGUGAAGGACUUCCCACCACAGAAGAGAGAACAAGAGAUGCCACAGCUUUGGGCCUAUCGUUCUCCAGUGACCCUAGACGCAUUGCACAACAAGAUUGGCAUCGCGCACAACGCCAAGGAGAACUUCCCGGUGCUGUGUACCAUCCUCCAGAAUCCGCUCAUCAACAUUCUGCCCGCCUUGGGCACUCUGGUGGGCGUCUUCGAGUGGCAAGCGCUGUGCAUCAACCAGUUCAGCGGCCGCAUCACCAAGGCCGCGGCCGGGGAAAUGACGGUGGGCGAAGUGCUCGAGCAGGUGCCGCGGAAUGAGACGGAGAAGCGGCAGUGGCGUCAGGCCUUCAAAAACUUCGAGAGGGCCUGGCGCCUGGCCAUGCCCUACUGUGAGUAUGAGUGCUUACAGAUCUCCGAGAACAUGCGGAAGUACCAACUCUCAGAAGACGAUAUGAUGCUGAUGUGCAUUCCAGACUUCAAGGAUGAUGGCAUGUAUGCAUUAGCUGUGAUGGAUUGGCUGGUGGCGCAACACAACGAACUGGUGCAGAUCGUGGCAGGAACCUUAGGCUACCCCGCACGGAAGGUGUCGUCCCGACUGCUGGCGCAGCACGAUGUCAUCAAAUACAACAAGAAGGAGCUGAUGAAAUUCCUCAGCAACCGCUGCGCCACAUGGGGUGUGGGCGGGAAGCUGAACUUGGACCUGAAGCAGGUUGAGCAGCACCUUCGAAGAGAGCUGAACAGGCCUGAAGUCACCAUCGAGAUGCGUGGCUUCCAAUGGCUGGGCGACUCCUUUGCGGCCGGCAACGAGCUGCGCACGGUCAUCAACCAGCGGGAGCUGCUGCCCGAUACAAUCGACCGAUUGAAGGUGGAGAUUCCAUCUCCUGCUCUGGCAAAUGCCUGCUUGCAGAAGGUGCAAAUGUCCAUCUCCUUCAUCUUGAAGUCUGGUAGCAGCUUAGGUACUGAGAAGUCAGGCGAGAUGCUACUGAGCGACUACAUGCGUUCGGUCCUGGCAGAAAGCCCUGAGACCUUCAUGUCCGCGGCGGCACGCAGCGACGUGCAUUUGUGGCACGUGGACGCCCUGGUGAAGGUGCUGAAGCAAAUCGUCAACAAGGACCCAGUGGAUAGCAUGGAUCCAAAGUAUAAAGAGGAUCUUCCUGCGGACCUGAAGCAGCAAGUCAUAGAAGUGAAGGAUAAGUUGCCAGACCAACUGGUCGAUGUGCUGGGCACCUUCGGCGAGACGCGGCUCACCGAGACCUACAUCGGCGUCGACUACGAGAUCUUGACGAUCCUGCAAUCGGUCAGAGAAACCCUAGAGAUCAACGAUGAGAUCUUCGAGGAGAUCGAAAAGCACCUCCCUCGAGAUCUGCUGAUGAAGCAUUGGGCUGCCGUCUAUAAGCUUCUGCGCGACUGA
Molecule: messenger RNA, 10736 nt
Organism: Durusdinium trenchii
Lineage: Eukaryota; Dinophyceae; Suessiales; Symbiodiniaceae
Source: the annotation of a GenBank genome assembly